Messenger RNA from Phialemonium atrogriseum, 507 nucleotides. RefSeq names its product carbohydrate-binding module family 18 protein. Gene Ontology annotation, molecular function: chitin binding. The coding region runs from base 1 to 507 and encodes 168 amino acids. The transcript is spliced from 2 exons. Lineage: Eukaryota; Fungi; Ascomycota; Sordariomycetes; Cephalothecales; Cephalothecaceae. The record is from RefSeq and is a predicted model, not a curated record.
AUGCUCGCCCUCAUCCCGGUCCUCCUACUCCUCCCCACGGCCCUGGGCAGCGCCGUGCCCCCCCCGCUCGUCCUGGAACGGGCGACCCUCGAGGUGUCGCCCAACAAGACGUGCGGCACGACGGGCGCCGGCUCGGCCCCCGGCUUCACCUGCGCGGACCCGGACGGCUGCUGCUCCAAGUUCGGCUACUGCGGCUCCGGCGACGGCUUCUGCCUCACCUCCGCCGGCUGCCAGACCAAGUUCUCCAACAAGACCACCUCGUGCUACGCGCCCAAGUCCGGGUCGACCGUCUCCGUCGACGGCACCUGCGGAGUCACCGAGGCCGGAACGGCGGGAUACGUAUGCCCGUCUAACGGGACCGCCACCUGCUGCUCGUCUUCCGGAUACUGCGGUAACACUACCGGCCACUGCGCGGCCGCCGAGGGUUGCCAGUCCAAGUAUGGAAAGUGCACCGGCACCGCGGCGGCGCGCCUCAGGAGUCUAUUCUCGGUCAACCUCUUUGCGUAA